Aedes aegypti (yellow fever mosquito) is the source of this 1133-nucleotide messenger RNA. RefSeq lists its product as uncharacterized. The record is from RefSeq and is a predicted model, not a curated record. The coding region runs from base 116 to 1009 and encodes 297 amino acids. The transcript has 2 exons. Lineage: Eukaryota; Metazoa; Arthropoda; Insecta; Diptera; Culicidae.
UGAUGAUGAUAACAAACGUCAAAACCCCCAAACAAAAACGGCGUGCAAAUGUUUUCCUAAAAUAACAAUAUUCCUUUUAUUCCAUAAACGAUCGGCAUUUAUUAGUAUUUAUACGAUGGAUGGAAUCAGUUUCGAUUCCUUGACCUACCUUUCGACGGACGAUUCGUUUGUGAUCGAGUGCAGCGAUGAUUUUGGCGGAAUUUGCGAGGACAUCGUGCGGCUAGCUAGUGCUUCGCAUUUCGUUGAUCCUUUGGACGUAAUCCCGGGAAACGAUAGUCCGCCUAGCAAUACCUAUUUCUCAUCGGUAAGAUGUUUCGACAAGGAGAUGCCUUCGCUGUUCUCCGAUAUGGAAUACCUGACGGAGGUUUCACCGGAAACGGACAUGGCUAUCGUACCUGCAAGGAGUGUUCCCGUUGCUGUCAACCCGAGUGAAUUUUCCUGGACCCGUAAAGAAGCUUCGACUGAACAAAAGACUGAUGUCGCCUCGAGACUUGCUGAAGAAGCCUCUUUUUCAACACAGGCAAAUCUAGCGGAAUCUUCCAUCACUAGCAAUCGAUACAUUAGUUCAACCAACUAUAGAACAAUAUUGCAGAAUUACAUUCAGAAAGGCAAACGUAAAAUGGAGGCAAGCUCAUAUUCAAAAAUGAAGGCAAGCGUCGUCAGCGUCAAAUCGGGCACUAACUCCACCUCCCUCAUCGAAACCGUGACCUGUGCUUCCUUCGAUAGCAAUCCUUCAAACUCCACUGCCAUGCUCGGAACGAAUGCCCUUCAGCGGCAACCCGACGUCCGAUUACAACCUGACACUGCUUCCCUGCCUAACUAUCGCUGCCAUGAUUGCAACUCUUGCUUCCUGUCGGUGGAACGGCUCAAGAAACACACUUGCAUCAUUACGGAACAGUAUCAAUGCCAGCUUUGUCGGCGGGAAUUCCGGAAGCGGAAGACUCUGGAACAGCAUAUCAAAUCCCACGACAAGGUGUUCUCUACCGACGACGAUCUGCGAAAGUGGUGAAUUUGGCUCUCGGGUUUGCAGUGUCUCUGAAUUUUAUGUUUUAAUGGUACCAUGUGAGGCUGAUAAAUGUAGUUGGUUAUUAUUCGUUGUAUGAAAAAAAACUACCUUUUUAAGUUGCCUUGAA